Fukomys damarensis (Damara mole-rat) is the source of this 1472-nucleotide messenger RNA. It is a transcript of the gene Shbg, whose product is annotated as sex hormone binding globulin. The record is from RefSeq and is a predicted model, not a curated record. Lineage: Eukaryota; Metazoa; Chordata; Mammalia; Rodentia; Bathyergidae. Gene Ontology annotation, molecular function: steroid binding. The transcript has 9 exons. The coding region runs from base 180 to 1457 and encodes 425 amino acids.
UAUCUCUAGUCUUGCUGGAGGAUGCGGUUUGAGCAGCCCAGGCUCUCAUAUCUCUGAAGAUCCUCUCGUCCCCAGGCGGGCAGUAAUGCUUGGAGGAGCAAGAGGAGCCACAGGGUCAGUGUCCCUGUCUCUGGCCCUGUCCUUCGCAAGGGCAACCUUUAACCUUCCACUGCCUACACAUGAGGCUGCCUAUGCCUACUUGUUCUCCUGAGUUUGAGCCACAGAUUGGACUGCAGCUGAUUAUGAAGAGCAGAGGUCCACCAGCCCCCUCAUACUGGAUGCUGUUGCUGUUAUUGCUGUCACCUCCUUACAUCCACCAGGGAUGGGCCUUGGGACACAUUAUUUCCACCCAGAGUGCCCAAGACCCUCCUGCUAGGUACCUCAGCAGUGGCCCAGGACAAGAACCUGUUGCUGUCAUGACCUUUGAUUUAACCAAGAUCUCCAAAACCUCCUCCUCCUUUGAGUUUCGCACCUGGGAUCCAGAGGGAGUGAUUUUUUAUGGGGACACCAACACUGAAGAAGACUGGUUUGUGCUGGGACUUCGGGAUGGCAGGCUUGAGGUCCAACUGCACAAUCCCUGGGCCCGGCUUACUGUGGGUGCUGGACCUUGGCUAGAUGAUGGGAGAUGGCACCAGGUGGAGGUUAAGAUUGCUGGGGACUCAGUGUUACUAUGGGUGGACGGGGAAGAGGUGCUGUGCCUGAGACAGGUGUAUAGGUCCACGGUCAACCAACCACAGCCCCUCAUGAGGAUUGUGCUGGGGGGGCUGCUCUUCCCCACCUCCAAGCUUCUGUUUCCGCUGGUCCCUGCCCUGGAUGGCUGCCUGCGCCGGGAGAGUUGGCUAGGCCAACAGACUCAGCCCUCAGCCUCUGCCUCCACUGGCCUCAGAAGCUGUAACAUGGAGUUGCAACCUGGGCUAUUUUUCCCUCCAGGGACACGUGCUGAAUUCCGUCUCCAAGACAUUCCCCAGCCUCAUACAGAGCCCUGGGCCUUCUCUCUGGACCUGGGACUCAAACUGGCAGCUGGAUCAGGUCACCUCCUUGGCCUUGGUGCAAGAGAGAACUCUUCCUGGCUCAGCCUUCACCUGCAAGAUCAAAAGGUGGUGCUGUCUUCCGGGGCAGGGCCAAGACUAGAACUACCCGUGACCUUGGGACUCCCUCUUCAGCUGAAGCUGGCUGCAUCCACAGUGGUCUUAAAGCAGGGGCCAAAGAAGGAAGUCUUUGCUAUGCCUACUGAGGGCUUUGCCUCUGUUCUCAAGCUCUGGACCCAGUCGCAUGGCCACCUCUUCCUGGGAGCUUUACCAGGAGAGGACUCUUCUGCCUCCUUUUGCUUGAAUGGCCUUUGGGUACAAGGACAGAAGCUGGACAUGGAUCAGGCCCUGAGCAGAAGCCAGGACGUCUGGACUCAUAGCUGCCCCCAAGCAAUGUCAUCAAUCAAUGACACUGAUAUCUCCAAUUAAAGUCCCUUUGAAUAU